Molecule: messenger RNA, 774 nt
Organism: Adineta ricciae
Lineage: Eukaryota; Metazoa; Rotifera; Eurotatoria; Adinetida; Adinetidae
Source: the annotation of a GenBank genome assembly
AUGAAAGAACGUACACAAAUAGAUCGUCAAUGUAGAUUAUUUUUGGAAUCUUUGAUCAAUAUCGAUUGUUCAAAUUCUCAUUUAUUCGAAGAUAUUUUAUCUAAAGUUGAUUCAAAUGAAUUUAUUACUGAGAAUUUCAAUUCUUCAAAAUGGAAAUCAGAUGAUUCAUCAACUUUACAUUUAAUUAUUAAAACUUUAACCGAUAAACCAUUAUAUUUAUCUGUUAACAAAGACAUAACAAUUCAACAACUAAAGCAAAAAAUUCGUUGUAGUUUUGAUAUUCCAUAUCAUUUGAAAUAUGAUUUUUAUCUUUUUCAUUUGGGAAUUUAUCUUAAAAAUGAAGAAAAAUUAAUUAUUGAUUAUAACAUAAAUAAUCAUUCAAUCAUUUAUCUUAUUCACGGUCCGUGUAUUCGAGAUUCAACAAUGAAUUAUUUAGCAGAAGAUCUUCAAGAUGAUACUGGAAUAACUAUUAAUGAUAUAAAUCGAAUACUUAUAGCUGAACAAAAUCGAGUACAUCGAAUAAUCUAUCGAAAUCAGAAACAUUUGGAAAUUAUAUUGAAGUUUACUCAAACUGGAUGUCAAAAUGAAUCUGAAUUCUUUCAAGAAAUGUUUCUCUUAAGUCAGACUGAUGACGAUGAUGAUGCUGACAGUCAAAAUAUCGCGGAUAUGUCACAAUCGUUAGCUGAUGAAUAUUUACAACAUAGUGGACCACAAAUAUCUGUAUUUCAAUUAAUGAAUUUAAUUACUAAUUUUCAUCCUGAAAGACAAUCUUAA